Molecule: messenger RNA, 7192 nt
Organism: Odobenus rosmarus divergens (Pacific walrus)
Lineage: Eukaryota; Metazoa; Chordata; Mammalia; Carnivora; Odobenidae
Gene: ARHGAP32
Product: Rho GTPase activating protein 32
Exons: 22
Coding region: 1-6261 (2086 amino acids)
Biological process (GO): small GTPase-mediated signal transduction
Cellular component (GO): nucleoplasm; actin cytoskeleton; Golgi apparatus
Molecular function (GO): phosphatidylinositol phosphate binding; GTPase activator activity; protein binding
Source: RefSeq, a predicted model, not a curated record
AUGGAGACUGAAUGUGAGAGUAGCACUUCAGGAGAUGAUAGUGUCUUUUGGUUGGAUUUUGAAGUUUUAACCGAGAUGACUGGCAGUGAAGAGGGAGAGAGGGACGACAACUUCAGGAAGAUGAAGUCCUCGGUACAUUCUGAAGAGGAUGAUUUUGUUCCAGAACUACAUAGAAAUGUUCAUCCUCGCGAGCGGCCUGAUUGGGAAGAAACACUUAGCACAAUGGCAAGAGGAGCAGAUGUUCCAGAGAUUCCUGGAGAUCUUAGUCUUAAGACAUGUGGCAGUACAGCCAGUAUGAAGGUUAAACAUGUGAAAAAGUUACCCUUCACUAAAGGUCACUUUCCGAAGAUGGCUGAAUGUGCACAUUUCCAUUAUGAGAACGUUGAGUUUGGCAGCAUACAGCUUUCACUUUCAGAAGAACAGAAUGAAAUAACGAAAAAUGGCUGUGAAUCUAAAGAGCUGGUCUACCUCGUGCACAUUGCUUGUCAGGGCAAAAGUUGGAUUGUUAAAAGAAGUUAUGAAGAUUUUCGGGUACUUGAUAAACAUCUUCAUUUAUGUAUUUAUGACCGACGAUUCUCCCAACUCUCAGAGCUUCCCCGUUCUGAUGCCCUGAAGGACAGUCCAGAGUCUGUCACUCAGAUGCUUAUGGCUUACCUAUCCCGCCUUUCAGCUAUUGCUGGCAACAAGAUCAAUUGUGGACCUGCCCUUACCUGGAUGGAGAUUGAUAAUAAGGGAAAUCAUCUUCUAGUUCAUGAGGAAUCAUCCAUCAACACUCCUGCUGUUGGCGCUGCCCACGUUAUCAAGAGGUACACUGCUCGGGCCCCUGAUGAAUUGACUUUAGAGGUGGGAGAUAUUGUUUCUGUUAUUGACAUGCCCCCAAAAGUGUUAAGCACAUGGUGGAGAGGCAAGCAUGGAUUUCAGGUGGGACUCUUCCCUGGACACUGUGUUGAAUUAAUUAAUCAGAAAGUUCCCCAGUCAGUGACCAACUCAGUGCCCAAACCAGUGUCUAAAAAGCACGGCAAGCUCAUUACUUUCUUACGCACAUUCAUGAAGUCUCGUCCAACAAAACAGAAGCUGAAGCAGCGGGGGAUUUUGAAAGAGAGGGUGUUUGGUUGUGACCUGGGGGAGCACCUUCUGAAUUCUGGUUUUGAAGUGCCCCAGGUUCUUCAGAGCUGUACAGCAUUCAUUGAGAGAUAUGGCAUUGUGGAUGGAAUAUAUCGUCUCUCUGGCGUUGCCUCUAAUAUCCAGAGACUACGCCAUGAAUUUGACUCUGAACAUGUCCCCGACUUGACAAAAGAACCAUAUGUUCAGGACAUCCAUUCCGUGGGCUCCCUCUGUAAGCUGUAUUUUCGAGAGCUCCCAAACCCUCUGCUUACCUACCAGCUGUAUGAGAAAUUUUCUGAUGCUGUUUCAGCAGCAACAGAUGAAGAAAGGCUGAUAAAAAUUCAUGAUGUCAUCCAGCAACUCCCCCCUCCACACUACAGAACGCUCGAGUUCCUGAUGAGACACUUGUCUCUUCUAGCUGACUAUUGUUCCAUCACAAAUAUGCAUGCAAAAAACCUCGCAAUUGUUUGGGCUCCAAACCUGCUAAGAUCCAAACAGAUAGAAUCUGCCUGCUUCAGUGGAACGGCAGCUUUCAUGGAAGUGAGGAUUCAGUCUGUGGUGGUUGAAUUCAUCCUGAAUCAUGUAGAUGUCCUCUUCAGCGGGAAAAUCAGUGCCGUCAUUCAGGACGGGGCAGCUUCUCUAUCAAGACCCAAGUCCCUGCUGGUUUCCUCUCCGUCCACCAAGCUGCUGACAUUGGAGGAAGCACAGGCACGAACGCAGGCUCAGGUCAGCUCUCCAAUUGUGACUGAAAAUAAAUACAUCGAAGUAGGAGAAGGACCUGCUGCACUUCAGGGAAAGUUUCAUACUAUAAUUGAGUUCCCACUUGAAAGGAGGAGGCCUCAAAAUAAAAUGAAAAAAUCUCCCGUGGGCAGCUGGCGUUCCUUUUUCAACUUGGGGAAAUCGUCAUCCGUUUCCAAGCGGAAGUUGCAGCGGAACGAGAGUGAGCCUUCUGAGAUGAAAGCCCUGUCUCUGAAAGGUGGCAGGGCAGAAGGAACCCUCCGUUCAGCUAAAAGCGAAGAAUCUCUUACAUCUCUCCAUGCAGUUGAUGGUGACUCCAAGCUGUUCCGACCCAGAAGACCCAGAUCUAGCAGUGAUGCACUGAGUGCCUCUUUCAACGGAGAAAUGCUGGGGAACCGCUGUAAUUCCUAUGAUAAUCUGCCCCAUGACAAUGAGAGUGAGGAGGAAGUAGGGCUGCUGCAUAUUCCAGCUCUUAUGUCUUCUCACACAGCCGAGGACGUUGACUUGAGCCCACCGGACAUUGGCGUCGCCAGCCUGGAUUUCGACCCAAUGUCUUUUCAGUGCAGCCCCCCUAAGGCUGAAUCAGAAUGUCUGGAGAGUGGGGCUUCCUUUCUAGAUUCAUUAGGAUACUCCCAGGAGAAAUCAAGCUCCAACAAAAAGGAUACAGAAGCAGGUGGUAGCCAGUCUCAGACGCCAGGAAGCACUGCAAGUUCUGAAGCCGUCUCUCCUCUUCAGGAGAAACUGAGUCCAUUCUUUACCCUGGACUUGAGCCCAACCGAAGAGAAAUCAUCCAAGCCAUCCUCAUUCACUGAAAAGGUCGUCUAUGCUUUCUCUCCAAAGAUUGGACGGAAAUUAAGCAAAUCACCUUCUAUGAACAUAUCUGAGCCAAUUUCAGUGACUCUUCCCACUCGCGUAUCGGAAGUCAUCGGGACUGUGUCAAAUACAGCAGCUCCAAAUGCAUCUUCUCCAACCUGGAGCAAAAGUGUUGAAGACAGUGAUGUCAUAAAUAGAUCCCCCACCCAGGUAGGAAAGAUGAAAACAAAUGAGAGAGAGGCCCAAGGAGGAUGUGAGUCUGAAGUCCAGCCCCUAGACCAGGGGGCUGCUGCAGAAGUAGAGUCUCCAGGGAAAGAGGAGCAGGUCGUCGCGAGCAGUCAGAGUAAGGCUGUACCUUCUGGACAGACUCAGACAGGAGCAGUUACCCAUGACCCCCCUCAGGAUUCCGUUCCUGUCAGUUCAGUCUCUCUUAUCCCACCACCACCGCCUCCGAAAAACGUUGCCCGCCUGUUGGCGCUAGCAUUAGCUGAGUCCGCGCAGCAAGCCUCAACUCAGUCACUGAAGAGACCAGGGACUUCCCAGGCUGCUUAUUCACAUUAUGGAGACAUAGCAGUGGCUGCUACCGAAGAUAAACUGCCCAGUCCCUACUCUAGUGUUACUCUAGAUAAAGCCUAUUUCCAAACUGAUAGGCCAGCAGAGGAGUUCCACCUCCAGCACGGUGUGUCUGGGGACUGUGACCAGCCUAGUCCAGAUCCAGCCGCCCCUGGGAAUCCUCCCCAUGCCAGUGCAACCGAAGCUGGGGAGCAGCUCGACCAGGCAGACUUCCCAGGGAGUUAUCCAUAUCGAACCCAUUUACCUGGGGACCCAGACAAGGCCAGAAUCACUUCUGUUGCCUUAACGGACUCUAAGUCUGAUGAUCACCUAAGUUUCCUUGAAGACCAGUCCGGGAAGACCAGUAUGCCAACUGUCUCCUUUAUGGAUCAGGACCAGGGUCAGCUUCAUUUCUACAGUGGAGAGCAGCCUCCUUAUCUUGGUGCAAGUAUGGAUAAACCCCAUCAUCACCCUUCAGAACUUGCAGACAAAUCUCCCACACCUUCUAAUUUGCCUCGGGACAAAAGCUACCCUCCUUCUGGGUCCCCUGAAGAGAAUCCCAGCACGGCCACCAUGGCUUACCUGACAACUGCUCUAGCAACAGCCGAGAUGAGCACCAGGGAAGCCAGCUGGGAUGUGGUUGAACAAGCCACCGCCGCUGAUUGCCCUGCUGUCACCCUUCAGCGCCCUCCGAGAACUAAUCGUCCCCUCCCCCCACCUCCUUCCCAGAGAUCAGCAGAGCUGCUGCCAGUCAUGGGGCAGGUACAGGCAGCCACCAACAUAGGACUAAAUAAUUCCCACAAGGUGCAAGUAGUCCCAGCUCCAGAGAGACCACCUGACCCCAGAGCCAUGGAUGACCCCGCACCCAUCCUGGGCAGUGAUGGCGCAGCGGCCCAGUGUCCCAUCUCUGGUCCUGCCCUCCAGCCAAGCCUUCCUGAAAAGGCGCGGGAAGGUGCCAGGGCCCCACCGUUGCCCCUGCGUGCCGACUCUGUCCCUGUGUUCUCAUCCUGUGGCUUUCCCGCACCGGUUCCCCCCACCAGGACAAUGGAGAGUAAAAUGGCCACAGCCAUACACUCCAGCAGUGCGGACGCCCCCAGCAGUUCCGGCUAUCAUCCCUUUGUCACUGCUUCCUCAGCCUCUGUGGAUGACGCUCUGCCUUUACCACUGCCUGUCCCACAACCUAAGCAUGCUUCGCAGAAAACGACUUAUUCCACCUUUGCUAGGCCUGAUGUCACCACUGAACCCUUUGGGCCAGAAAACUGUUUGCAUUUCAAUAUGAAUCCAAACUGCCAGUACCGUCCCCAGAGUGUACCUCCACAUCAUAAUAAAUUGGAGCAACACCAGGUGUACGGUUCCAGAUCAGAGCCACCAGCCUCCAUGGGACCUCGUUAUAACACAUACGUGGCCCCGGGAAGAAAUGCAUCUGGACACCACGCCAAACCAUGCAGCCGAGUUGAGUAUGUAUCUUCUUUGGGCUCCACAAUUAGGAGUAGUUGUUACCCUGAAGAUAUUCCCCCGUACCCUACCAUCCGGAGGGUACAGUCUCUCCAUGCCCCUCCAUCUUCCAUGAUUCGCUCUGUUCCCAUUUCCCGGACAGAAGUUCCCCCAGAUGAUGAACCAGCCUACUGCCCAAGACCCCUGUACCAAUAUAAGCCAUAUCAGUCCUCACAGGCCCGCUCAGAUUAUCAUGUCACUCAGCUUCAGCCUUACUUUGAGAAUGGUCGGGUCCACUACCGGUAUAGCCCAUACUCCAGUUCUUCUAGUUCCUAUUACAGUCCAGAAGGAGCCCUGUGUGACGUGGAUGCCUACGGCACGGUACAGUUGAGGCCCCUUCACCGCCUACCCAAUCGCGAUUUUGCCUUCUACAAUCCUAGGCUGCAAGGAAAGAACUUGUACAGUUAUGCUGGUUUGCUCCCACGUCCCCGGGCCAACAUGACUGGCUACUUCUCUGGUAAUGACCAUAAUGUAGUCAACAUGCCUCCAACUGCUGACGUAAAGCACACGUACACAUCAUGGGAUCUUGAGGACAUGGAAAAAUACCGCAUGCAAUCCAUCCGGAGAGAGAGCCGCGCUCGGCAGAAGGUGAAAGGUCCUGUUAUGUCCCAGUAUGAUAACAUGACCCCAGCCGUGCAAGAUGACUUGGGUGGAAUCUAUGUCAUCCACCUCCGUAGUAAAUCAGAUCCUGGGAAAACUGGACUUCUCUCGGUGGCAGAGGGAAAGGAGGGGCGGCAUCCAGCCAAGGCCGUCAGUCCUGAGGGAGAGGACCGCUUUUAUAGGAAGCAUCCAGAGCCAGAGUUCGAUAGAGCCCACCACCACGGAGGAUAUGGCAAUGGACAGUCAGAGAAACCGACUCUCCCUCAGAAGCAAAGUAGCCUCAGGAACAGGAAGCUUCAUGACAUGGGUUGUAGUCUCCCUGAGCACAGGGCACAUCAGGAAGCAAGCCAUAGGCAGUUAUGUGAAUCAAAAAAUGGGCCACCUUACCCGCAAGGAGCUGGCCAGUUAGAUUAUGGGCCCAAAGGGAUUCCAGACACUUCUGAGCCAGUCAGCUACCAUAACUCUGGAGGGAAAUAUAUUCCAUCGGGGCAGGAGUCUCUCAGACUGAACCACAAAGAGGUGAGGCUCUCCAAAGAGCUGGAGAGGCCUCGGGCUAGGCAGCCUCCUGCCCCAGAGAAACACUCCAGAGACUGCUACAAGGAGGAGGAACACCUCCCCCAGUCAAUAGUCCCACCCCCGAAACCAGAGAGGAGUCACAGCCUGAAACUCCAUCAUACUCAGAAUGUGGAGAGGGACCCCGGUGUGCUGUACCAAUACCAAACACAUGGCAAGCGCCAGAGCAGUAUGACUGUUGUGUCCCAGUAUGAUAACCUGGAGGGUUACCACUCCCCACCCCAGCACCAGCGAGGAGGCUUUGGAGGAGGAGCAAUGGGGACCUAUGUGGCCCCUGGCUUUCCCCACCCACAAAACAGGACAUAUGCUACAGCUUUGGGUCAGGGGGCCUUCCUGCCCACAGAGUUGUCUUUGCAGCACCCUGAAACACAGAUUCAUGCAGAAUGAGCCCUGGAGCAAUAGAGAUGAAGCAGCCUCUGCUGGACAGUGGACUGUUCUAUUUUUUUUCAGUAACCAAAAAGAUUAAAAAAAAAAAAAAGCUACAAUCCCCCCGACCACAUUAAAAAAAGAAACAAGAAAAAUCACCAUCUUUUUCCCCUUCCCUGCUUCAUUACCAUCUCUAGACUGUGAUUUUUGUCAUUAAAAGAAAUCUGAAUGAUUGUAAAGCACUGUGUUGAAAACCUAGUGAAGAAAUUUGUCACAGACCAUACUUGCCAUAUGGGGCUAAUUUGUCAGAGCCUGAGGACUGCCUUUAACUGAAUUUGAAUUUAACUUUGUCCUUCUUAGUAUUUGCUACAUAGCGCAGAGCGGUUUAUGUCUAGUUCCUGGUAGGCUUUUGCAUUUCUGUUGCAUUUCUACUAACUUUCUCAGUAGCCAUGCAGCUUGCCCAGGUCGACACUUGGUUUUUGUCACUUCGUUCUCCCUGACUUUGAAGGGUCUCAUGCGUUAAAUUAGAGUGGAGAAUAACUUCUCCCUGAUCCUUCAGAUGAAUCUCUCAGACAAUUAGCACAUUAUAAUUAAAAAAAUAUAAAGGAUUGAAGACUUUAAGCAUCCAAUAAAGAGCCAUCAUAAAAUGCCAGGCUGAACCUGGCGUUUACAUUUAGACCCAGGCUGAACCAUGUUCUUCACAUUCUUACUUCUUAGAGUCAUUCCUUGCAGUUCAGUGGGCAGGCUGACGUCAACUGCAGAAGGGAUUUCUAAAGUCAGGAGUAAAGAAACUUCUUAGGCAGAAGUCAGUGAACUUCGGUAGCACCAUAAAACCCUGUCAGUGCUUCUAACGUGUUGCCUGCCUUCAGUUAUUUUUUUCCUCAAUAAUAUUUGGUAAAUUGUAAUCCUAGUGAAACAUUUCACGCCAUUUGUUCUAAAGCAACUUUUUUUC